AUGGAGAAGAACCCUAAGCCAAAUGUCCCCAACGGCUCUACCGACAAGAAUGGCAAAAACGUUGCACCCCCCAAUACUGAAGAUGUUCCUUCUUCAUCGAACGGUCCUACUGAAAACCAAGCUUUGGGGUCAUUGAACACUCAGAAUGGUGGCUCUACUCAGACCUCCACAGGCAACAACAAAACUGAGGUUGAGGACAGUAACAUUAUUGCGGACGAUCCUUUUGACAGCGCGAGAAGACGCAUUCUAUUUAAUGCCAUUAACCAACUCCAGGUUGGCGGUUCAGAAGCAAACCUAGAUAUCCCACAGCUCAUAGUGGUGGGCGAGCAGUCUGCUGGAAAGUCAUCUUUGUUGAAAAGCUUGACCGACAUUCCAUUUCCUGUUAGAUCCGGCAUCGGUACUCACUUUCCGAUUCGCAUUGUCUCUCAACGUACUGGACCGGGAAGCAGAGAGCACUUCAGCAUUGCCGUUGAAGAGGCGCCCAACGACGUCGAAGGUCUAGAGCGUGCAGAGCCAGAAGCGAAGAAAUAUCUUCUCGAGGGUGACACCUUGACCAUGAGUAUGUUUGAAGCAGCUCUUCAAGACCUUUCUGAUAAUCACAUUAAAAUCAGAAAAGGCAGUGGGCAGCAGAAGAAGAACUUCGUGCCGGAUAUUGUCAGAGUCAAUCUCUGGGGGCCUAACCGAUCGCUCUUCAACAUUCUAGACCUCCCUGGACUCGUCAGCUCAAGCGUGAACAUUAACAAGUCCGAGAUGGCUGGAACCCAUCGAUUGGCUAUACAGUACAUUAAAAACCCGAAGAAUACAGUAAUAUGCACGCUACCUGCAACUGCUGAACUUUCCACCCAAAAGGUCAUUGAAAGGUGCCGAGAAUACGUACCGGACCAAGGGCAACUGAUUGGUGUCUUCACAAAGUGCGACAUGGUGACGAGCCCGAAGGCGCUUCAGACGCUCAUCUCCUCUACGAAGACCAGGGUGGAGAACAGCGAGUCAGCGUUCCAGAAUGGCAUGUUUGUUGUUUGUAAUGGAGACGAUUCUGAAAGCAGCAUGGCGGGCUAUGAUAUCGAGCAAAAAGUCUUCGACAAAGAGCCCUGGACGCAGAUACCUGCUGAACGUAGAGGAACGUCCAAGCUCAAACACCAUCUCGGAGAGAUCCUUACGUCCCAGGUCGAAAAGGUCUUCCCCGAGCUGGAACGGGACAUAGAGUUGCGAUUGAGCAAAAAGAACGCCCAGCUGGCAGAGAUGGGAGAUCCUCGAACGAAUCUAAGCCAAAGCCAGGCUUACCUCAACCAGUUUGUGAGCAAGUACUCCAAGCAAGCCAAAGAUGCUCUCAUACGUCCGGGGCAACUCGAGUCCCGUGACAUGGACCUGCGACAAAAGCUCGGCGACUUGAACACUCAGUUCGCCAAUGUCAUGCGCUGGGUUGGCGCUGUCUGGUCAUUUGACGAUGUGGGCAUUGAUCCGUAUGUCAGUUGCGGGCGCUAUCGACAGCUUCUCGACAACAACGAGAUCAAUGGGAAGGAAAAGAACGAGAAAGCGUACCAAGCCUUGUAUGAAAUGAAUGACUCACCCGACGAGUUCGAGUCUGAGUUGCCCAAGAUACCAGCAUUUGACAAGUACAAGCAUCUAAAGUCAUCUCAGGAUUUUGAGAAGAUAAUCAAAGACUAUCUAGGCAGAUUCGGGGCGUCGCAGCCUCCUGGUGUGGUGAACUCGGAGAUAUAUCCAGUCAUAUAUCGUCUGCAGAUUUCCAAAUGGGGACAUAUUGCCCAGGAGCAUCUCGAGAGAGUCAAAGACGCUCUGAAGCUGAGCUAUGAGAUGAUCCUGGAGUCUACCUGCCCAAAUACCGGAAGUACAUCUGUUUUGUACCGCGAGCUCAAGAGUCGACUCCAUUUGAUGUUCGAAGCAACAUUUGGCAAGGCUCGACAGGAUCUCGAGUCGUACUGCAAACAGGAAUCCGAAAGAGUCUUUUUGCAGACCAACAGUCGUGACUUUCCUGAUAGGCUCGAUUACUGGCGCUCGCUAAGGUACGCCAGGGCCUUUCACGCCGCGUCCAUUCCGAAGAAUGGACAAGCCCAUAAUCUUAUCUCAAGCCAGACACUGGUGGGUAUGUGGAGCAGUAUGGAUCUAUCAAACGAGGCAAGAAUGAUGUACGAGAUCCAUGAUGUCGUCAAGGUCUAUUACGAGAUUUCGCUUGAGUCAUUUACAAGACACGUCUCGCAGACUAUCACUGAAAGCUUCGUGAUGGAUAAAGAUGGUCCCUUGAGUAAACUCACUAGUGACUAUGUUUUCCAACUAUCAGAAGCAGAGGUAGGUAAGAUUACGAGAGAAGAAAAGGCCAUAGGCGAACAGAGGGAUCAGAUAAAUCGCGAAAUCGCGAAGCUCAAGAGUGCUCAGGAAAUCGCUAGAAUUGCGAGGGACCAGGUGGGGAAGAAUUGA
Fusarium sp. VM40 is the source of this 2433-nucleotide messenger RNA. The record is from the annotation of a GenBank genome assembly. Lineage: Eukaryota; Fungi; Ascomycota; Sordariomycetes; Hypocreales; Nectriaceae.